AUGGAAUCUCCUCCACUACUCAGACUCGGUCAUCUGGCGGCCGUCGACAUGCCUGUGAUCGUUUGUGAUAUCGAAAAACCAUGUCUAUUAUGUGUUCGUUCAGGGGCUUCGUGUGUAACAACACCGUCUAGAGCUUCAAGAAAAUCGAAGCAAUUCCGGAGAAAAACGGUCCACAAGAGUACCGCUACCCCUAGUGCUUCGGGGACGCCCCCGGCCACCCACAAAGACUGCGACUCUGGACCGUCAAAUUCGCAAACUAAAUAUUUCCUAGAUCAUCCUCAACCCGUGGGUCAAGGAGAAAAGGGCCUCUAUUCAAGUCCAGCUCUGUCAAACUCACUGCAUGACGAUGACACAAUAUCUCAACAAACUACACCGUUCCCCGCGCCAGAUAAGUAUGCUGAGAUGUCUACGAUUGGACUUACAAGUAAGCUUUUUCACAUUCACAAGCAAGAGUCAAUCAACUCUUUGGCAGAAAGCUAUAGUACAAAUGCUAUUCCAGGCGGAGACUUCGUAAAUACCCAUAGCAAAGAUCGCCAGACGGUUCAGUCAGUUAGCUUAGACUCGCUGUUUCCAGGAUUUACUUUUCCACCACGGCCAAUUUGCGAUUUUCUUGUAGAGUCCUACAGAAAGUCGGUGCAUUGGUUCAUGUUGCUUUUCCACGAAGCUUCAUUUGCAAGCGAGUACAGGGAGGUGAUGGAUAGCCAAGCGGCUAGUCCUCGUCAACUUGGAACCGUUGUACUCUUUCUAAUGGUGUUCGCUAUGGGAGAGCGGUACACUACCGGUGAAGAAGUUUUGGAAGCCUGUGGGACGAAUCUGGACGUAGAAGCACUCCAGCAGCGAAUGCUCAAAGAAGUACAAGCACAUCUUUUUGAUGUUAUCGAUAUUGGUGGAAUUGAGUCGGUCCAGAUUUGUGUUUUGCUAAGUUCGUUUUAUAUGUACAAUGGUAGACCAAACCUAGCUUUGGCUAUAUUGGGAGCAGGGAUACGAAGCUCACAGGCCAUUGGACUACACAAGGAGUCUUUGUGGGGACCUCUUACCGAGACUGUCAAGGAGGUUCGACGCCGCACAUGGUGGGCACUCUAUGUUUAUGACAGGUUCUCGUCGAUUACAUACGGGCGGCCCUUAUCCAUCAACGAUUCUGAUUGUGAUGUACGCAUGCCCGGUAAUCUGGAUGAUGCCUCCAGCGUCCAUCCACUGUUGAAUUCUCUAGAGCUUUUGGAUGCAGAUUCUUCAACUCAAGUCACCUUAAACUCGUACCAUCGAUUCAAAUUCGCUUUGUAUGCUAUUGCAACUCCUAUUAUUGGUGAUAUUUAUAAUUUGAAAAACUCAAAUCCCUCGAACAUGGCACAACAGGCUGUAUCGAUUAAUGCAAAUCUCGUGAGGUUGUUUGACCAACUGCCUCCAGAACUAAAGCUAAAUUCAAAUACAGAUUUCGAUGUUAGCAAUCUUUCAGCUUCUGAGGUCAGGAUAUGCAGGUUAUUCCAGCUACAAGCUCUUGUAUUGCAGCUAGCAUAUGACAAUAUUCAAAUAAUUCUUCACCGGCCAUUUCUUCGAUACAAUCAUUGUUUGGCUGGACUUCCUUCAUCUGCUGCGUCUGAUUUACGUUCCACAAGCUUGGAGCAAUGCAGGCAUUGCGCCAGACGAACCUGUAACAUUUCACCGCGUUACUCAGAUCUUCUCCUAGCUGCUCGAGACACCCAUGCUGUUGCAUAUGUCGCUAUUCAGAAUUUCAGAGCAGGAGUCACAUUAGGAAUGGUGGCUUUGUCAGACCCAGGUUCGGAACAAGCACAGAAUGCAAAAAGAGGGGUCUCGAAUUCCAUAUCCCUUCAGAGGAUGCUCGCAGUAUCUUCCAUCGUUCCAUUACAAACGGUGAAGGUUUUGGAGGAGCUUCUACGACUUAUAUUCAAAAGAGAAAUGGAGAUAAUGCUUCAUGGUCCUCCAUUAAAUCUGGAGACUGGCAAAGUCGCUCCCAAUUUUUCGCAGCAGGAACAAGAAAUCAAUGAGUCGCCUCAUAAUCAUGUGCAAAAUAAGGCAACACUACCCAAAUAUCCGCCAUUGCAGACUUCGCAAACCGUUGUGAUGGACCCCGUGCAAGAUUCCCUUCUCUGGCAAAAUUCGCAUCCGGUGACAAGUUCAGAAACAUUGUCUAUGAAUACUACUGGCUUAUGUGGAAAUGCAUGUGGACCGCAAAGGCAGGUGGCGGUUGACGAUUUAGAAAAUCCGAUCACUCUCCCACCAGAAGUAGUUCAAUCUUUCGACGUAAACGGGACUUUAGGACAGAGUUCCUGCGAUCUAUAUGGACAGUGUUGGAUGUGGAAUUGGGAUAUCUCUGAUGGGGAUAAGGGACCCCGCUUCGGGUAA
Messenger RNA from Botrytis porri, 2361 nucleotides. RefSeq lists its product as uncharacterized. Gene Ontology annotation, biological process: DNA-templated transcription. Gene Ontology annotation, molecular function: zinc ion binding; DNA binding. The transcript has 6 exons. The record is from RefSeq and is a predicted model, not a curated record. Bases 1 to 2361 code for a protein of 786 amino acids. Lineage: Eukaryota; Fungi; Ascomycota; Leotiomycetes; Helotiales; Sclerotiniaceae.